Molecule: messenger RNA, 1395 nt
Organism: Dentiscutata heterogama
Lineage: Eukaryota; Fungi; Glomeromycota; Glomeromycetes; Diversisporales; Gigasporaceae
Source: the annotation of a GenBank genome assembly
AUGUCUGAACAUGAAGAUGGUAUUAACGAAUUGUUUCCAUAUUUUAGAAAAAAGAGCAAUGUUAACAAUGUUAAAAGAACCUCAAGCUUUGUGACACUUUUAGAAGAUUUGAAUACGCUUGAAAAAGAGACUAAUCCUGAAGCAAAGUAUUAUAAAGGAAAAAUUUUAUGGGACCUAAACAGAAAGGAAGCUAUUCGUUUGAUGAAAUUGGCGGCAUUCCAGGGGCAAAGUGAUGCAUUAGAAUUCUGUAAGCAAAACAUUUUUACUGAAAGUUAUAAAAGGAAGCUUGUAGUUAUUGCCGGAGCUACUGGCGAUAUAGGAUUUAAUAUUGCUAAGGCUUUUCUUAAAUAUGGAUACAAGAAGUAUGCAAUCAAGGUAAUUCGACAUGCUAACAGUGAAUAUCUUGAAGAGGAAAAAUUGAAAAGAGAAAAUAGAGCUAAAAAGUUAGAAGAAGAAGGUGCAGGCGUCGAGCAGGUAGACUAUAACAAACAUGACAAACUUGUCGAAGCUUUAGCAGGAGCGAGUUUUGUUGUUAGUGCUUUAGGUAUAGGCAGUAGAAAGCCAUGCUAUAAUGCUCAGAUAAACUUGCUAAAAGCUAUGCUGGAAAUUAAUGAAAGAUUUGAUAAAAAUGAAAAAGGAAUAAAAAAGAUAGAAAGAUUUGUCCCAUCUGAGUUUUAUGUUGAUUAUAAUUCUAUUCAAAAAGAGUCUAAAAAAAUAAUUGCUGAGGCACUUUGGUAUACCUUCGAAGAUAAGAAAAACUUUCAAGAAGCAUUAAAAAAUAGAAAAGUUGUAAAGAAAACAGUUAUCAUGAAUAAUGGAAAAUUAGAAAUAAUAAAAGAAGCGGAGGAAUUAAGCAAAGCUAAACUUGACUAUUUUUAUCUUUACACUAGAUUAGCUUAUGAGUAUGUUGCUUGGCUCAGAUUUGACACAACUACCAGAGAUGCUAAUUUUUAUGCAGAAAAGGAUAAAAAAGUGUCCCUUACGUCUUUUGCUGAUAUUGGAAGAUGUGUUGUAGAAGUGCUUGAUAACGAUGAAUUUGUUAACAAAGCUAUCAAAGUGAAUGGAAUUAGUUUAACGUUAGGAGAUGUACGCAAUAAAUUUGUUGCAAGCUACAAAAAAUUUGUAGCUGACAAAGAAUGGUCAGACAUGUAUCAUUUUGAAGAUCUCGCUAACCUGAGUACAAAUGAACACGAGGAGAUCAAAGUUUUGCAAGCUAGAAACCUAGAUUUAGGUCCUGACAUGUUAACAGAGAAAGAGCUAGGUUUUAAACUUGAUAAUGAUUUAGACAGAGUUAUUGAAAUUUUUGUUAGAACAAAUGCAAAAGAGCAGUUAGAUCUUGGUCAUAUACAUGAAUUUCCAGAAUUGUUAAAUGACCUGUUUGAACCAAGCAGAUAA